Molecule: messenger RNA, 1703 nt
Organism: Lepus europaeus (European hare)
Lineage: Eukaryota; Metazoa; Chordata; Mammalia; Lagomorpha; Leporidae
Gene: LSMEM2
Product: leucine rich single-pass membrane protein 2
Exons: 4
Coding region: 832-1284 (150 amino acids)
Source: RefSeq, a predicted model, not a curated record
AGCCAUGGCGGGCCUUGGUCCCAGGGAGGUGGAGGGACACAGGCUACAACCACAAGCAGUGUACAGCUGGACCACUGGCUCCCGCAAGGGUCGGCAGAGCUGUGCUUCCUGACCUGGGGUAACCUGGAGGUCCUUGGGCAGAGGGCAGAAGGCAGAGACCGGGACUGCUCUGCCUUAGCUGGUCUGGACGUGAGGUUGGCUUUCCAUUCUCGGUGGACUCUGCCAGGGGGGAGCUGUGGGUCCUGUGCUGUACUACAGAUGAGAAGACUGAGGCCACACAGGGGUGGUCCUGUACCUAGGGCUGCAACAAGCUUAGCAGUUCCACUGACCGGCACGGCCCAUCUCGGAACCCUUGUUUUCUGAAGCCACUGGGCUCUGGCUGCCCACCGCCUGCAGUCACUGGUGCUGGCAGGUUGUACCGUGGUGGGUAGCCACUCGUUUUUUGCUGGGAGUAGCAGAGCAGAGCGUGUCGUGGCUGCCACGUGGACAGGCUGAGCCCAAGCUGGCUGUUCCGGGUGAGAAGCCCAAGACCUCUCCGUGUUUGGGGAAGUGAGUGUGCCUCCCCGAGAAGGCCCCUGGGCACAUGCGCUGGUGGAGGCGUUGGCUGACUCCAUCACCUGAUAGUCCAGGCUGGCCCAUGUGGGUCACUCCGCCCCUUCCCCUGGCUGAGUGCUGCCCCCUCUAAAUAUAGCCCAGUGGACUGAACUCAGGCCUAUUUUAGGCCCCGGCUGGGAGGUGGUGGCCGGGCUCCGAGAGGAGCCACUGCUGCCUUUGUCCGGUCCUGCUGCUACUGAGCACCCUCAUCUGCCCCUCGACUGCCCACCAGCUGCCAUGCCCGAGGAGACCCAAGAAGACACUGUGGCAUCAGUGCCAAGCCAGAGGAGCAGGGGGCCGCUGGCCCCCAACCACGUACAAGAGGUGUGCCUGCACCGAGUGGAGUCCAUCAGUGACCUGGACAGCGGAGGCUCACUGCACCCCUACCUGACUGAAGAGACUCGACCUUGGGACGAGCUGCUGGGUGUCUUGCCCCCGUCACUGUGUGCCCAGGCUGGCUGCGGCCCCCUGUGUGGCCGUGGGGGGUUCCUGCUGCUGCUGGCGCUGUUGGUCCUCACCUGCCUGGCGCUUGCCAUCCUAGCCGUCUACUUGAGCGUGCUGCAGAGUGAAUCCUUGCGUGUCCUGGCGCACACGCUGCGCACGCAGGAGGAGACGCUGCUCAGACUCCGCCUGGCCAGCCUCAGCCAGCUGCGGCGGCUCAACUCCAGUGAGGCCCGAGCGCCCAGCUGAGACACCACUUGGACCUGGGGCCUGGGUGUGUGUGUGGGGGGUGGGAAUAAAGCAGCCACUGGCAGGUGUUUGCCAUGGUCAGCCAUGUCUACUUGAAGUCCUUGGUGAGAUUUUAUAUACACAGGUGCCCGUGCCCCCCGACUUUCAGGCCAGGCCUGGCCAUGCUUUCUGGUGCGUCCUGCUUGGGUGGCCCCAGGUCAGAGGAAGGGGCGCCAGCCUCCGGGGGGAUGUCUCUACUGGCCUGUCAGUGUCCUCUGGCCACCCCUGGGUGGUUCCGAAGUCUAGAAUUAUCUGCCACUCUGCUGGGCCUCCCAGCGGGGGUCCAGCCUCAGCUCUCAGAGACGGUAGGAGCCGGGAUCACCUGAGGAGAUGCUGCCUUGCAGGGCAAAGGUGAGACUGGGGAGACUCCAAGCCUGGGG